Lottia gigantea (owl limpet) is the source of this 390-nucleotide messenger RNA. RefSeq lists its product as hypothetical. Lineage: Eukaryota; Metazoa; Mollusca; Gastropoda; Lottiidae. The coding region runs from base 1 to 390 and encodes 129 amino acids. The transcript has 2 exons. The record is from RefSeq and is a predicted model, not a curated record.
AUGGUAAACUUUAAUGGUUAUAUCAUAGACGUGGUAAACUUUACUGGUCUUAUGGUUAACUUUACCGGUCAUAUCACAGCCGUGGUAAACUUUAAUGGUCAUAUCAUAUUCAUGGUAAACUUGAAUGGUCAUAUCAUAGCCAUGGUAUACUUUACUGGUCAUAUCAUAGACGUGGUAAACUUUUCUUGCCAUAUGGUAAAUUUUACUUGCCAUAUCAAAGCCAUGGUAAACUUCACAGGUUAUAAUACAGAUGUGGUAAACUUCACUGGUUAUAUUAAAGAUGUGGUAAACUUCACUGGUUAUAUUAAAGAUGUGGUAAACUUUACUGGUCAUAUCAUAGUCAUGCUAUUUAUGAUACUACCACAGAUAGUAUUACAGAGACAUCCUUAG